AUGGCAGUGGGGUUGCAAAGUGCACGGGAAAUAGGUGCAUGUUGGCGGCAAAUCUCAACGGCAAGCUUCAAGGAUACCCCAGACGAACGACUCAAGGUGUACAAUGCGCUCGCCAACCUUUCGGGCCAUGGUAGUGAAGCAACUUCUUCCUUGGAUAUGUGGACAGCGGCGAUGUUAAAGGCGGUUCAAGAUCCGUGGUCCCGCAUACGCAAACUCGGACGUGAGCGACUCCUUCAGGAUGUCGUCGCUAAUGCAGCAAAGAUGAAUAGAGACUAUGCCCAGCUUCUGCCGAGUCUUCUCGUUUACAAGUGGCCCCGGCUACAUUUUUGGUAUGAAAGGGAAGGACUCCUACUACUACUACUAGGUUUGGUAUCCUGCACGCCAAGUGUGGUAUCGGAUAGGUGUGUGUUGGCUCAUGUCUUAAUACAAGUGGUGUUACCGUCUCUUUCAGACCCUCAGUUACCAGUGCGCGAGGUUGCAAUUAAGAUAACGGUACAGAUAGCGCGACUAAGUAUCGAACUUGCCUCUUUCACUUUGGACUACGUGUUUGCACUACUCAAGGAGUGCGUUGAAGGUGCGGCCGAGCCUGAGGCUUUUCGGGUGGAAAGUUUUCUUAGUUGUUUUGAGAAUAUUUUGAGCGUACAUGCAGGCUUGUUUCUAACACGAUGGUGGGAUAAGUUGCAGAUUCUUCUUCAGCAAUUAGCUAUCCAUUGCGCUGCUAGUGUUCGUCAAGGAGUAGCGGGGGUGUGGGCCUUGCAUUCUCCCGAAGCCUUCGCUAUGCUUCGGAUUGCGACGAUACAGAAGGCACAAACACCAUCGGAAAGUGACGAUUGGUGGCGAAUGGUUGAAGCGCUUCUUAUGGCGUUGCAAGAACAGCUGACACAUUACUUAUGCUUCCCAGACCAGGUGGCAGCGUUGGGUCUGGAGGCGCGAGGGUCCAUUGCCGACUCCCUUUAUGCAAUUCUUCUGUUUGCUGAGGCGAAGCAAUUCGAGGUGUCACGAAUGGGAAAACAGCUCGUACCGUUAAUCACGCAAUUUUGGGUUCGGUUCGCGCAUUCACUUGAUUUCUUGGAGGACUGCUGUGGCAAAACGGCAGUGCGAUUCCGAGAGCGCAGACACUUCUCAACACUUUUCUUACCUGGUCUUCUUUGGUUUCUCGCGCUGCGACGCUAUGUCCUACCCUUGGCGGAAGUGGAAACUUUGAGAAGCGCUGUCGCACAACAUGUGGUGCCUCUCCUCGGAGGGAAGUUGGAGGACUUCUUAGAUCCAACAGCAAAGGGGAGUAAGAUCAAGGAGGAAUCAUUAUCAGAGGCAGUAAGAUGUUCCUCGCGAUCUGACUUUUCCUUGCCAAUUAUACUUCUUUGUACCUACCUCCCUGAAUGUUGUAAUGACUUUGGUGAUACGGAAAUGAUAGAGUUUGCCUUGAGCGAAGAGGCGUGGGAGAGAGCACUCUCCGAGGAUGCAAACAAUGCAAAGUAUGCAGUUGAUUUCGCCCUUGCUGUGCGAAAUGGUGGUGGAACGGUUACGCAUCUUGUUCCUUUCUGGCUUCAACGAUUCUCUGGAGCUUAUACGCAUCAGCAAUGCCUAACCCUGGAAGCGGUGAAGAUUGCAAUUGGGACACCAAAGCUUUGGGAGGCACGGAAGCCCUUUGCUUUUGCGUACCAUUCGGCGUUUGAAGCUCCUACGAUACAAGAUGGUGGGGAUGACGUUCCUCUCGGAAUCAGAUGGCUGAAACAGCACUACCCGACACACACUUCACUACCGGGAAUAACAUCGGUGGGGUUGAAGGAAGACAACCAGGUGGUUAAAAUCCCCGCAAUUCUUCACGAUGUUGUUUACAAAAACAUGUAUGCUUUAAAGGGGGCGGAGCCUUCCGCACUACAUGCAGUGCGGUCUUUGAUGUUGGUGGAGUGUGAGGCGGAUCCGACGCGGGAAACAAUUGCAGCUGUGGUGGCGGCUGUUGUCGCCCGUCUGAAUAACGUGGCUCCAAGUUGGCGCGAUGCGCCGGCACAUUCGAGUGGUAAAAACAGUGAUGCCCCCGAUAUGAUUCAGCGCCACGGCAGCGAAAAUGGUGAUGGUGGGGCUUGUGGUGAUUGGGACGACUCCGGCAGUGAAGCCGACGUUGCGGGCAUCGCUCCGGGCGAGGAGAUCAGGGAAGCCAGGGGCCUCCUCGUGACAAUUCUGAGGACCCACUUCGCAGGUGAUGGGGAUGCGUUUCUGAAUGAAGUCUGGCCUACUGAGCGUGAAGGAGUGCGCUUCUUGUUGGGUGUAUGCUGCAGAUCUUUUGAAUAG
Molecule: messenger RNA, 2292 nt
Organism: Trypanosoma grayi
Lineage: Eukaryota; Euglenozoa; Kinetoplastea; Trypanosomatida; Trypanosomatidae
Exons: 1
Coding region: 1-2292 (763 amino acids)
Source: RefSeq, a predicted model, not a curated record